Molecule: messenger RNA, 462 nt
Organism: Penicillium samsonianum
Lineage: Eukaryota; Fungi; Ascomycota; Eurotiomycetes; Eurotiales; Aspergillaceae
Exons: 1
Coding region: 1-462 (153 amino acids)
Biological process (GO): D-sorbitol catabolic process
Molecular function (GO): L-iditol 2-dehydrogenase (NAD+) activity
Source: RefSeq, a predicted model, not a curated record
AUGUUGCCGGACAAGGUGCGGUUCUCGACUGAGCUUGCGCAUGAAUCAUCGGCUGUGGAACAGAAUGCUACUGAGUUGCGGAAGCAGCUUGAGUGGUCUGUGUCGGAACCUGAUGCUGGGCUCGCUGGGUUUGAUGUUGCCAUUGAGGCUGCUGGAGCCGAGCCGUGCCUUCAGACGGCGGUUCAUUCGCUUCGGGCUGGGGGCUCGUUUGUUCAGACUGGGUUGGGGAAUGGGAAUGUCAAUUUUGCUAUUUCGACAGUCUUGGAGAACGAGAUUACUGUUAAGGAAUGUUUCAGGUAUUGCUCUGGGGAUUUUAAGCUGGCAUUGGAGAUGGCGAUGUUGGGGAAGGUUGAUUUGAAGCCGCUCAUCACCAAGAUCGUGCCUUUUGGGGAUGCCAUCGAGGCCUGGGAGACUGCGAAGAGAGGGGAAGAUAUCAAGACUUUGAUUCGAGUUGGACUUUGA